Messenger RNA from Plasmodium berghei ANKA, 705 nucleotides. RefSeq names its product conserved Plasmodium protein, unknown function. Bases 1 to 705 code for a protein of 234 amino acids. Lineage: Eukaryota; Apicomplexa; Aconoidasida; Haemosporida; Plasmodiidae. The transcript has a single exon. The record is from RefSeq and is a predicted model, not a curated record.
AUGAUGAAAUUUACAAGAGCAAGAAAAAAGUAUAGGAUAGAAAACCCAUAUGACGAAAAACAUAAGUUGGAAAUUCUUGAUGAAAAAAAUGAUAAAGUACAAAAAAUAAAAAAAAUUAAAAAUAAAGAAGAAAAUCAUAGCAAAAAUAAUGAAACACAAAUUAAUAAGGCAGAACAAUUUAUGAAAAUAUAUAAACGAUAUAUGGAACAAAAUCAUGAUUUUGAAAAAGUUCAAAAAGAAAAUGAAUAUAUAAAAGAAACAAAAGAUAAGACAGUCAGGAGAAAAAAAAUUAAAAAACUUAAUAUAAAACUUAGAAAAAAUAAUUUAAUUGAAAAAAUAAUAAAAAAUAAAGCAUUUAUGGUAGCUAAAGAACGAAUAUCAAUUAGACCAAAAGAAAAAGAAAAAACAAAAAAAAAUAAUACAAACAAUUAUAAUAAAACACCAUCAACAACAUUUAAUGAAAAUAGUAAAAAAAUACAAAAACUUAUUAUAAAAUCAAAUAAUGAUAUAAAAACAAAUAAUAUAGCACAAAAAAAUAAUACCCAAACAACCAAUAAUAAUAAAAGUAAAAAAAAUCGAAUUGAAAUAAUAAACAAAUAUGACGAAAUAAUGAACUCAAAUAAGUUUUUGCAAAAUCCUCUUGAAUUUGCAAAGAAUGCUUUAGACCAAAAAAAGAAACCAAACACUUUAUCAAAGCAAUCUUAG